Molecule: messenger RNA, 1742 nt
Organism: Pocillopora verrucosa
Lineage: Eukaryota; Metazoa; Cnidaria; Anthozoa; Scleractinia; Pocilloporidae
Source: RefSeq, a predicted model, not a curated record
AUUGGAAAAGGCUUUGAAGUGAAAGACAAAUUCAACAGUUCCGGCGGUGAGCUGAAUGCCGCUCAUGACUCUGAGUGGAGUGCCGCUGUUGACUCUGACGUGAAAAUAUCUAUUGGAAACUACUUUGAAGUGAAAAACGAAUUCAACAGUUCCGGCGGUGAACUGAGUGCCGCUCUUGACUCUGACGUGAAAAUAUGUAUUGGAAACGGUGCAAUACCGACUGGAGUCAGCCAGGAAGUCUUCUACCGCGUGGUCUACGACACAACAGAGCUGUUGCGGAAUAUCCCCGUUGGACCUGAUGAAACACUCAUUUCCCCUGUGAUUGAAUGCGGACCACACGAUAUCAGACUUUUAAAGCCCUUGAAGAUUAUAAUUCCACAUUGCCUCUAUAUGGGUAAAGCUAAAAAGGAAUGGAUAACUGUCUACCGAACCGACCCAGGUCCCAUCAGGUGGGAGAAAAUCCCUAACGAAUCAAAGAAAAAUGAUAUGUCAAGGGCGUGGUUCACAGCAAAAGAGGACUCCAUUCAUAUCAAAACCAUGACGUUCUGUUUCUGGUGCGUAUAUUGUCGUCGUGGGGCACCAAGAAAGAAAAGAGCCACAGUGUUUGCUAGUAAACCGAAUCCCAGACGUGAUCUCAUUUUUUUCAGAUUCUACAUUUACAGUGACAACAAGGAUUCUAUGAGGGUAAGUAAUUGUUUAAGAAGGAGUUUAUUUUGGUUUGAACGCAAGGCAUCCACCAAAUGCAACCGACUGUGUCAAUCUGUUGUUUUUAACAGAAGUGUUCUUUCCAAUAUUUUACCCACAUACAGUCGAGUGGAGACGCAAGAUAAUGAGCGGUUUCCUGAUUCAUGGAAAGGAAUGGAGAAACCCUUCAAAAUGUACAACAACAGCAAAAAGAUAACCGUGAAACUUUUGCCAGAUCCUAAGAAGGGCUGGGAAUUAGACGAGACACCUGGUGAGCAGGUGUACAUCUGCGAUGAUUCCCACGGCGGUAGAUUUCGCUGUAAAAAUAUGUGUGUUUUUGGAGUAGAACCAAUGGAGGGUCGAGAAGUAAAACCAUUUACUUCUAAUCUAACGUUUCAGCAAGAGGGCCAUGAUACAGAACAUGCAAUCUACUUGAGCCCUGGUUUUUCACUUGUGAAGAAGACGGGCGAGGCGGCAAAUGCUCGUACGCACUUCAACAGCGCAGCUGGAUGCUCGACUUCCUCAGCUCUAGAGGAAAGUGACGGGGGCAACUUAGACGAACAACCAAAAAAUCCUCAAGGUUUGAAUAAAUCACACUCGGUGAAUUUUUCACGUCAAAGACAUGAAGCAAAUGGCGGUCCUGAGGUGAACUUACCUACUCUCAAACGCAGCAAAAAGGCAAAGUCCUCAACACAAGGAGAAGGAGACAGGGCAAACUUAGACGAACAAUCAAAAACUCGUCAAGACUCGAAGCCCCUCAGCAGCUUGCUGGAUAAUGGGCCAUUACUAGAAAGAGUGUGUAACCGUCUGGACACAAGUAAGCCAGGUGUUGGUGACUAUCAUGAUGUUUGUUCGCAUUAUGAUAUUGACAGUUUUCAAGUGACCGCAGUUUACGAAAAGCACGAUGGCGGACCGUCAAAAGCCCUAAUAGAACACUUGGCAGCUUCACACGAACAGCUAACAGUUGCCGAGUUUGCAAGAGUGUUGAGAAAAAUUGCUAAGAGAGGUGACAUUGCCAAGAUUUUAGAGGAAUAUGAUAAUCAGUAAAAAACUUUUAG